UCUAGAAAGAGCAGUGUAUCUCAUUUUCUUCGUGUUUUGUGUGUUAAAUAGCUGUUAAAACACAAAAGACAGAAAAAUGGCCAAGUCAAAGAAUCACACUAAUCACAAUCAGAGCCGAAAAGCACAUCGUAAUGGAAUCCAGAAGCCUAAACGCUACAGGCAUGAAUCCACUCUUGGAAUGGAUUUAAAAUUCCUACGAAACCAGAAAUUUGCCAAAAAACACAAUCUUAAGCCCGCCAUGCAAAAGAAAAGGGCAGCUUUCAGGAAAGCGAGGACAGAAGCUAAAGCUAAGAAAUAGAUAUCUUGUAAUGCCUCAUUUUUAUUAUAAUAAAAACAAAAAUUAACUAA
Copidosoma floridanum is the source of this 348-nucleotide messenger RNA. RefSeq names its product ribosomal protein L29 (gene RpL29). The record is from RefSeq and is a predicted model, not a curated record. Gene Ontology annotation, biological process: cytoplasmic translation. Gene Ontology annotation, molecular function: structural constituent of ribosome. Lineage: Eukaryota; Metazoa; Arthropoda; Insecta; Hymenoptera; Encyrtidae. Gene Ontology annotation, cellular component: cytosolic large ribosomal subunit; ribosome.